CCCCCCCGCAACCCCCACAAAACAACGCACAUACAACCCGAUCCGCUGUACUCGCUGCACAGAAGGUGCGUGCAUUAUAUUGAAGCCGCGAUGUGGUGUCAUCAACCAAAGUCCAAUCAGGUUGGCAGGCAAUAAGGCUUGACAGAAGAUGCGACGGGGCCGGUGGUUUAUCAGAUGGCUGGCAACAGGAAUGGCCAUCCUGUCUUCGCUAAACGCCGUCUGGGGCCAGGACACCGACGAGUGCAAACUGUCCCGGCCCGGCCCCCCCGCCACGAUAGUGACCAUCGACGAGGAAAGCCCCAACGGAACAGUUCUGGUGGAAAACAUGCAGAUCAACGGCCGCGCCCAAGACCCCGGCAGAACCAUCUCGCUGACUCUCCUGGAGAACUCCGAUCACUGGGUCAUCCUGGAACCGAGCAGACAGAGGCUCUACCUGAACAGCACCGGCCGCGUUCUGGACCGAGACCCUCCCAACUACAUCACCACCAUCGUGGUUCAGGUCCAGUGCACCAACGAGCUGGUCGGUACCGUGAUCCUGCACGAGGUCCGAAUCGUCGUGAGGGACCGGAACGACAACACGCCGCGUUUUCAGCACCCGCGCUACUAUGUGGCGAUCAGCGAGCUCACCCCGGUGGGAACGACCAUAUUUACUGGCUUCUCCGGAAGAAACGGAGCCACUGACAUCGACGAUGGGCCCAACGGACAUAUAGAAUACAGCGUCCUGUACAACCCCAACGACCCGGAAUCCAACAGCACGGUGAGCGUUGCAAAUAGCCUAUCGGGAAACAUUGUUCUGGCUGAGAGGCUCAACUACGAGGAGAGAACUCGCUACCUGGUUUUGAUCCAAGCCAAUGACCGGGCGCCGUACCCUCCCAACAGACGCACCGCCACCACCACGCUGACGGUGGACGUCCUGGACGGCGACGACCUCGGACCGAUGUUCCUGCCCUGCGUUUUGGUCAACAACACGCGCGACUGCAACCCGCUCACCUACCGCGCCGCCAUCCCCGAGCUCACCGAACCGAGCAAAUUGAACCCCAUCAAUGUGACCCCUCCAAUCCGUGCCGUGGACAUGGACCGAAACAUACAACCGCCGUCAGACAGGCCCGGCGUGCUUUACUUCAUCCUGGUUGGCCAUCCGGUCACAUAUCCUCAGUACUUCUCCCUGAACAAAACCACGGCAGAGCUACGCGUCCUGCAGCCCAUCAGCAGGGACUUGUAUCAAAGGUUCACGCUUGUUAUUAAGGCCGAACAGGACAACGGUCACCCCCUGCCGGCCUACGCCGACCUCGUCGUGGAAAUCCUCGACGAGAACAACCAGGCGCCGUAUUUCCAGUUUGUCACGUACCAGGGCUACGUGAGCGAGUCGUCCCCGGUGGGCACCACCAUCUCGGCCGGGGUCAACCUCACCACGCCGCUGGCCAUCGUCGCGCUGGAUAACGACGUAGAGGAGACUCGAGACCCGGCGUUGAAGAUAACGCUGGACGACUACACGGCCGUCUUCGGCCUUACCCCCGCCGGCGUAAUCCGCUACCUGAGGCUGCUCAAACCCGUGGACCGGGAGACGCAGAUGACCUACACGUUCACGAUGGUGGCGUCGGACGGCGUCCAGCAGAGCGGCCCCGUCAACGUCAACAUCUUGGUCGUCGACGCCAAUGACAACACGCCUACGUUUGCUCGGGUCUCCUACGCUGUGGACUUAUUCACAGACAUGCAACCCGAGGAGACGGUGCUGCAGCUAACGGCGGAGGAUGCUGACGAGGGGCUGAACGGACUGGUGACCUACGAGAUCCUGGCCGGGUCCCAGGGACACUUUGUCAUCAAUAAUCGCACGGGGCGCAUCACGCUGGCACCCGGCGUCAGCCUCGCUGUCGGACGAUCUUUCGCUCUGACCAUCAAGGCAUCUGACAAUGCGCCAGAGUCUCUGAGAAGGAGCUCCAUCACAACCGUCUAUAUCGAAGUGUUGCCACCCAACAAUCAGAGCCCGCCGCGAUUCCCGCUGCUCACCUACAACCUGGAGGUGAGCGAGGCCACGAGGAUCGGUGCAAUUCUGCUCAAUCUGCAGGCCACAGACAGAGAAAAUGACCCCAUUGCAUAUUACAUUCUGAGCGGGGAUUCCCAGAAGGUGUUCAACCUCUCUGAAACCGUUGGUCUUUUAAUUUUGGAGAAACCUCUCGACAGAGAAAGCAACGACCGCUACCGUCUGGUCGUCACGGCCUCAGAUGGAAACCCUGGAGGGACGUCGACAACCACGGUGGACAUAGUCGUGACCGACGUCAACGACAACGACCCCGAGUUUGACCCCGUGGCCCCCACUAACUUCACUGUCCGAGAAGAGGAGGCCAAUCUGCUCGUGGGACAAGUCAAGGCCACAGAUCCAGACGCGGGGGCGAACGGCCAGGUGGGCUACCGGGUCGUCAAUCAUCCCGACUUGUUUGUAAUCGGCGCCAACGGCAGCAUCUACACCCGGGCGCCGCUCGACCGGGAGCUCAGGAGCGGCUACGAGCUGGUGAUCGAAGCCUCCGACGAGGCCGUGGACCCCCGGCGGACCGCUUUGACCGUCACGGUGACGGUGACGGAUAUCGACGACAACAGCCCGGUCUUCUCGCGGCAGACGUACGUGGUGAACGUGCCGGAAAACAGCCCCGUCGGAACUGUGAUCCUGACGCUUAGUGCGACAGAUUCAGACCUUUCCUCCAAUGUCACCUACCGGAUCAAGUCGGAAUCGGCCCGUCAGCUUUUUUCCCUGAACGCGAUCACGGGACAGCUGGCCGUGCUGCAGACUCUGGACUUUGAGGAUCUGGCAGCUAUGGGAAUGGGAGCCUUGUACACUUUCCAGGUGGAAGCUGUCGACCAGGGAGGCGUCACGCCCCCGGGGCAGGCUACCGUCACGGUCCGGAUCACGGAUAUGAACGACUUCUCCCCCAUCUUUAGCCAGCCCUUGUACAAAGGAAUGGUGGCACCCAACGCUGAGAAGGGGACCGUCAUCACGACGGUCUUCGCAGAAGACCAGGACCCACCGGGCACUCCGGCCAGUUUUGUGCGCUACCGAGUGGACCAGGACAGGUCGCCGUACAGCGGGAGCAUCUUUGAUGUGGAGGAAGUGACCGGAAGGAUCGUCACCAAGGUCAACCUCAAUGAGGAGCCGAGUCUUACCUUUAAGUUGUUUGUCAUCGCCUUUGACGACGGCGAGCCCGUGAAGACGAAUAACACCUUGGUGGAGAUCACCGUCCUUCAGCCGUCCCGCAUUCCCGUAUUUUCGCAAGAAGAGUACAGGUUCCCUCCCGUCAGCGAGCUGGCGCCGGUGGGGACGGCGUUGGGGACCAUUCGAGCCGCCGCCGUCAACCAGACCAUCUACUACUCCAUCGUGGCCGGAAACGAUUUGGGUCAUUUCCGCGUGAACAACAGAACGGGGGUCAUCUCCACGGCGAAGCCGCUGGACUAUGAAAACGUGACCGGCUACGUCCUGGGGGUGCAGGCCGACUCGCUGCUGGUUGUCAUGUCCAACUUGCGUGUGCCUUCCAAAACGAACACGGCCAAGGUGUUCCUGGAGGUGCGGGAUGAGAACGACCACCCUCCCGUCUUCAGCCGGAAGCUCUACAUAGGAGGCGUGACCGAGGACACCAAGAUCUUCAGCUCUGUGCUCAAGAUAGUGGCUACCGAUCAGGACACCGGGAACUUCAGCGCCAUGGCGUACCGCCUCAUCAUCCCGCCGACGGCGGAGGGCCAGGACAGCUUCGUCAUCGAGGCGUACACCGGCGUCAUCAAGUCGGCCAUCAUGUUUCGAAACAUGCGCAGGUCGUACUUCAGCUUCGAGGUUAUCGCCACCGACGACUACGGCGAGGGUCUGAGCAGCAGCGCCGACGUGGUGGUGUCUGUGGUCAAUGCUCUUGACAUGCAAGUUAUCGUGUCAACCGUCCCACCUACUUUGGUUGAAGAGAACAAGGACCAACUCAUAAGUAUCCUGGAGCGUCACGUCCAGGAUCAAAUUCCCGGCGCCAAGGUGAUUGUGGAGGCCAUCGGGCCGCGUCGUCACGGUGACGGCUUUGAGUUGGAGGACUACACCAAGUCGGACCUGAUGGUGUACGCCAUUGACCCGCUUACAAACAGGGCUAUUUCACGCCAGGAGCUCUUCAAAUUCCUCGACGGGAACGUUCUGGAAAUCAACAAGGAGUUCCAGCCUUACCUGGGCGAGGGCGGUCGAAUCUUGGAGAUCCGCUCGCCGGACAUCGUGGCGAGCGUGAAGAAGGCCGCCCAAGCCGUGGGCUACACGGAGGGGGCUCUCCUCGCUCUGGCCAUCAUCAUCAUCCUCUGCUGCAUCCCCGCCAUCCUCAUCGUCAUGGUCACGUACAAGCAGUUCAAAGAGCGACAGGCAGAGUGCGCCAAAACCGCCAGGAUUCAAAUGGCUUUGCCGCCCGGAGGCAAGGCAGCACCCGCCAGCGCUGCGGGGGCCAACCUCUACGAAGAGCUCGGGGACAGCAGCAUGAGGCGAGGCUACGGCAGGCAGCAUCAGCAACUGCUGAGACCAUCUCUGCUAAGACCCGAGGAACUCUCCAUGGAGUCCGGCAUCGACCCCGGCCAAGAAUACUACGCGCAGGACUACUAUAAUCACGAUCAAGGGUACGACCUCCCUCAGUAUGGCAGUCGGAGGAGGUUGAUAGCGCCCAAGUAUGAUGAAUAUGGAGAGGUGAUUAUGGAAGAUGAGGGUUAUUACUACAGUCCGCAUGGCCCCGAGCUGGGGAGAAAGAUGCGGAUGAGGUUGGCGGUCGAUCGAGAAAACGAGACCACCUCCACCGGAGAGGAGAGCUCCUCCGAGACGCAGAGGAGCCGACCGCCCAGCGUCCACAGCAACAUUAACGGGAACAUCUACCUCGCCCAGAACGGCACUAUUGUUCGAACCCGACGGACGCCCCACCCGAACGACCUGAAGGUGGGUUCCCACUUUAAAAAGCUGGACAAGCUGGGGGUGACUCGCGAAGAGCCGUCGCCCAUCGUUAGCGUGGACGGGAUUGACGGUAACACGGAGGACGGGACGGGUCCGUGUAUCCCCCCCGACGCGGACAUCAACCUUAACACCCGGGCUUCUUGCAGCUCCCUGGCCUUUAGCCUGAACGGUCUUAAAAGCUCCGGAUCCAAAACCAGUCUCGCCAAAUCCUCGCUCGCCAGGAACGGCGGCGGUCCGUGCGCCGACGUGGAGCUGGAGACUCCGGUGGAUGAGCGCAAGGACAACGGGGAGACGCUGCCGGUCCACGGCGAUCACGGCGUGUCGGAGGAGGAGGAGUUGUGGAUGGGACCUUGGAACAACUUGCACAUACCAAUGACCAAACUUUGACUCAUCAGCCGCGUUUACUUGCCUUUCAUGCGUGAUUUUUGGUUUGGUUUGCACAAAUAACUGCGUGCCUCUACUGUAAAAUCUCCCGAGUUCAAUUUCCUUUUCAUUUGCGUCGAUUCGAGAACGAAUCAACAUCGAGCUGCAAGGCCGUAAUUCACCUUUUCAAUUUUUUUAAUCUCUGCUGCUUUUUUUUCCAAUUCUUUUAUUUCAUCACAUUAAUCACUGAUAAAGAUCUUUAAUAUAUUAAUAUUAUUUAAUAUUAUUAUGAUGGGAGAAAUGAUAAAAAUGAGAUCACGGCAUGUGAUGGAGUAAUGCAUAUUUUCAAGAAUUAUUUUAGAAGGCAUUUAUGAAGAUUUCUAAAAAAAAAAAAAAAAAACAAUCUAUGAAUCUGAAAUUAUUUUUCUCGAUUUUUAUAUCUAAUGGCGAUGGAAGGAAAUGUCCACACAAUUAUGGCUGUUUUUCCAGCAGUGAACUAGUGAUAUUGUAUUAUUUUUUUUUGCAUAUUUUUAAAAACAGGAUGUAUUUCCAGCUACAGUGAAUACUCUGUUCUCGAACAAAUCGGUUUCCGAACGAAAAUUUCGAGAUUUUUUUUUUUUUUUUCGGCUUCUGUAUUCGAACGAAAAUCGGGACUCGAACGCCCCAGACAAGACCCGGAAAUAACAUCACGGGCGGCACGCCCAACUGAUCCACGACACUGCCUCAGUACGCAGACGUGGGGAAACAUCGAUUCGGUUUCGGUUCUCGAACCGCCUUCUGGAACGGAUUGUGGUCGACAAACCGAGGUUGUGUUCAUCUUUAAUGUCGGCGGGGCUAAAAAAAAAAAAUUGCAAUGUGAAGCAUAAAUAUCAAUUUCACCGCUUUUUUUACCCACCGGAAGCGACGCCUCACACUUUUGGAUGUAUUCAAGCGUGUCUUUGUGACCAUGUGUGGAAUGUUUGGGGCAUUUGGUUUUUUUUUUUUUGUUUUUUUUUUUUUUCGGAAAGUGACUUCUUAAAAUGCACAAUCGAGCGAAAGUUGAAUAAAAGGUUGCACAUUGCUACAACUUGGCGGUAUUUUAGUUUCAAGCGCUUUAUGGCGAGUCACCAAAUUCGGGGUUGCGCGUCGCUCGAGUGCCAGCAGGAAGUAUGAAAGUGGGGGAAG
Messenger RNA from Syngnathoides biaculeatus (alligator pipefish), 6472 nucleotides. RefSeq names its product protocadherin-15-like. Gene Ontology annotation, molecular function: calcium ion binding. The record is from RefSeq and is a predicted model, not a curated record. The transcript is spliced from 38 exons. NCBI's taxonomy places the organism in Eukaryota, Metazoa, Chordata, Actinopteri, Syngnathiformes, Syngnathidae. Gene Ontology annotation, biological process: inner ear development; sensory perception of sound; homophilic cell-cell adhesion. Bases 149 to 5332 code for a protein of 1727 amino acids. Gene Ontology annotation, cellular component: plasma membrane; stereocilium.